AUGUUCAUCCUGACCAAGAUCGCCGACCUUGUCGAGAUCGCGCCAGAGGACUUUCGCAAGAAGAGCGUUACCGCCAUUGAGGAUAACAUCAAUGCAAAGUACGCGAAUAAAGUUAUCCAGAAGAUUGGUCUCUGUAUCUGCCUGUACGACCUCCUCUGGACCUCCGAAGGUCUCAUCGGCCAUGGCACGGGUCUGGUCAAUGUCAAUGUUGAGUUCAGGCUCAUUGUCUUUAGACCUUUCAAGGGUGAGGUUAUGUUUGGCAGGAUCAGAAGUUCAACGCCAGCCGGCAUCAAUCUGAGAACCGAUUUUUUCGAUGACAUCUUCAUUCCAUUUGAUGAGCUUCCCGAGGGUGCUGAGUUUAACCACUCGGAACAGCUUUGGAUUUGGAACAUCGAGGGUGAUAGACUUUUCUACGAUAACCAUGAGAUGGUCAGGUUCCAGGUCAUCGACGAGGAGUGGCACGACCAGACGCCUGUAGGCCCAAGUCAGGGAGAGGAAGCUGCACCACCUAAACCACCCUACAAAGUGAAGGGCACCAUGGCUAUGGAGGGUCUCGGCGUUUGCCUCUGGUGGGAUGGACAAGGCAGCGAGUAG
Colletotrichum graminicola M1.001 is the source of this 594-nucleotide messenger RNA. RefSeq names its product RNA polymerase III subunit Rpc25. Gene Ontology annotation, cellular component: RNA polymerase III complex. The transcript is spliced from 4 exons. Bases 1 to 594 code for a protein of 197 amino acids. Lineage: Eukaryota; Fungi; Ascomycota; Sordariomycetes; Glomerellales; Glomerellaceae. The record is from RefSeq and is a predicted model, not a curated record. Gene Ontology annotation, biological process: transcription initiation at RNA polymerase III promoter; DNA-templated transcription.